Messenger RNA from Vicia villosa (hairy vetch), 1377 nucleotides. RefSeq lists its product as uncharacterized. The record is from RefSeq and is a predicted model, not a curated record. The transcript has 3 exons. Gene Ontology annotation, cellular component: precatalytic spliceosome. The coding region runs from base 139 to 1245 and encodes 368 amino acids. Lineage: Eukaryota; Viridiplantae; Streptophyta; Magnoliopsida; Fabales; Fabaceae. Gene Ontology annotation, molecular function: zinc ion binding; single-stranded RNA binding; double-stranded RNA binding.
UAUGUUAUGUGUUGUCAUGUGCUGCAAAUCAAUAACUAAUUGCAAUGAAACAUUGCAAUGAAACAUGCUACAAACUAGACUACUAUUUCUUUUUAACAACAAGAACAAAAACAACCCUAUAAACAAAUUCUUCAAAAAAUGUACCCUCAACCACACUACCAAUCUCAACCCUUCGAUUCACACCAACAAGAACAGCAGCAACAACAACAACAACCCUACUAUUCGUUUUUCCCUCCCACUUCAGAUUCCUCGCUUCAUCCUCCCGGCACUAACCCAAUUGCAAAUUCAGCACCUUUUUCUGCUUACGCCUCCCAAACAGCAGAUUAUCCGAAUUGGGUCGCUCAACAAUCUGAACCUAUCGCUUACGAUCUUGGCAAUGCUGUUGGUUCUGCAUACGAGGCUUCUGCGCCGUCUGCGUGGAAUGCUACAUGGCCACAUCAAAUUUAUGGCAAUGAAACUACAACAAUGAUGCCUAACCAAACCAAAUUCACCCAAGCAUUGAGGUGUGAAGUGUGUAAAAUUGAUGUCAAUAGCAAAGAUUCAUAUGAAAAGCACGUAGCUGGAAAGAAACACCAGAAGAAUUUACAAAUUGGCGCAAGCAUCCAAGGACAAGCGUUAAUUGGUCCUGUAGUCCUGCAAUCAGCGACUAAUAAACAGGUGGAACAGUCAAGGGUUUGCACAACUUGCAAUGUUUUGUGCACAAGUCACGACACAUAUAUCAAACAUAUUGCUGGGAAAAAGCACGCAGCUCAGGUUUGCUUGAUGUCUAAUGGCGGCAUUGGUCCAUCUAUUGCCGAAUUCAAGCGUAUUGGAGUUCCUCCGUUUCAAAAAGCCGCUAAGAAAAUCAAGGUUGCUCAAUCUGCAUGGUGUGAAACAUGUAAGAUUAAUUGUAACAGCAGGGAUAUGUACAUUACACACUUAGCCGGAAAGAAACACUUGAAGAACUUGGAGAAACUGUCGAAUCCGAAAAUCGACGUUGGCACAAGUACUGCUGCCACUGCGACAAUUACUUUAAUCGGACCACAGGCAAAGCCAGGCACCGAUAAACCAAAAGCAAAGAAGGCAUCGGAACUCGAUAUCGAGUCAAAGAAACGUAAAGUUGUGGAAGGAGGAGCUGCGGUUAAUAAUGUUAAAACAUGUACUUUAUGCAAUGUGGUGUGUAAUAGCGAGACAGUUUUCAAUUUGCACCUUGUUGGGCUGAAGCAUGCUGCAAUGGUGAAGAAAGCAGGAUCAAGCACUGGUUGAGGUUGUUUUUGUCACUGUAUCAUUUAAACUUGGAGAGAAAGAGAGAAUAUGCACUAUGCAGAUUAUCAUUGUUCAAUUGUUAAGUUUCAACGUUUCUAUUGAAUGAAUCUGUAUAGCUUUUUAUUUGUAUCA